Nicrophorus vespilloides is the source of this 2652-nucleotide messenger RNA. RefSeq lists its product as uncharacterized. The record is from RefSeq and is a predicted model, not a curated record. The transcript is spliced from 10 exons. Lineage: Eukaryota; Metazoa; Arthropoda; Insecta; Coleoptera; Silphidae. The coding region runs from base 923 to 2263 and encodes 446 amino acids.
AGUUAUGUUUUUGAAAUAAUAAGUUGGUAAUAAUUCAUUUGUAAAUUUGAAGAUGUCAUUUGGUGUUUUGUUGAUAGUUGUGUUUGGAAUUAGCUGUGCAGAUCAAUUUGAGAUUGCAGGUAUGUAAAAACUAGUUAACAGAGAUUCCAUACAGUUUAUUUACAAGCGUUUUAAGUGAGUAAUUAUGAGCUUGGCGAGAUAAGAUUAGAUAAUGUGUAAAUAUUUCCGACGACGUUCAUAUUUUUUUUUUUUCGAAUUGUUAGGCAUCUGGAUGAACGCCCACGUUUGCGGAAUAGUCUAAGUACGAGGAGCAACAAAGCUUUCGGCAGACCAGAUGUCUGGCGUAGUAGUAAUAGUAGGAUCAGAUGUUCUGGGAUCAAUCAAUGGGUGUUGAUCAGUCCCAGAAGAUACUUGGAAGAUUCAUCAUCGAAAGGUCAGAUGGAAGAAUCGAUGCAGCAGCAACAACAACAGCAGCAGCAGCAGCAGCGAAGCAAAGCGUACGAGGUGUACAAGCCGAGGACGACGCCUCUUCGAUUGAUGAGGUAUUCCAUCAACAACGAGGUGCAACAGUUCAGAGAGAACACGCGUCAGCAACACUUGCAACCGAGUCUGCUGCCAAACUACUUCAGCAACAAGACGGACUUCACGAACAUCGACCCGAAGACCAAUUACGACGGUCGCAUGAAGUGAAACAACAAAAACAAAACAAAAUUAUGUAAUUUGUCGAAAUAAAAAGAAACAAAAAUUCCCCGUCCUAAAACAUGAUAUGUAUAUUAUCGUUGUCCUUUCGGUGAUCGAAGAGAGCGCACGUUCGCCAUGACGACACGCUGUUUAUUAAUCACACGCGCACACAUUUUUUGACACAUCCACACCCCCCACAGUAUUUAAAUUCCGUGUAAGAGAAGAGGAGAGCGAAAACACCAUGGCUCUGCGUUUGGCCAGCAAAAUUAAUCGUAACAUUUUAACCACAUUUUCGAAACGCACCGCUUCCUCGCAGCGAUGCGUCUCUGGCGUCGCGCCAGAUAAAAAAGACGAUCAACAGCAGCAGCAGAAGCAGGCGGCGGUGCUUCCACACAGUAACCGGCUCGUCGAACUGAUAGCGCAGCCCUACAAAGUGUGCAGACCGAGGACGACUCCGAUCAGGACAAACCAUUACCAUCAGAAGAUGCAGCCCAUACCAUUCCCUCGUUACGCCGAAGAGAUAUCGGCGAGGACUGCACGUUCAAGGACGGUGGCGCAACGGAUGUCGAUGAUGAACUUGUCGUUGCAAAGCGGUAACCUUCUGGAGGAGCGUGUACCUUCCUCGGACGCCGCGGUCAGGAAUUACUCGACGUGCGGCAACAAGAAGAAAUCGGAGAAGAAGUGCAAAGCCGUCGAGCAGAAGACGACCUGCCAAAAGCUUCCGCUUCAGAACUGCAUGCAAGCGAAGAAGACGAUCUGCCGAGGACGGGAAUACAUUCAUAAACCAUGCGAGAAGAAGCAGGCGCCCUAUCCGUGCUUCAGCGAGACGUGCGUGGAGGAACCGUACAACAAGCCGAGCGAGUGUAAGCUGUGCCCGUGGAAGCCGGAGGAUCAUCCGAACUUUAAACCGACCAAAAAGAACUACCACACCAACUCGGAGAGGCCGAGCAAAUCACCCGGCAAAUUGGAAGACGUCGCCGAGGUGGAUGAAGUUUACGAGGCGAUGAACGAGGUCGUGCAAGAGAAAGAAGCCGAGAGGAGUUUCGAAUGGUUGGACAACCUGCGCAGCGAUGCCGGGAUCCCGUCGAUGCAUCUCGCCGGGAAGAAGCCGAAGACGAGGAAGUGCACCAAGUUCCCAUUCAAGAAGGAGACGUACGAGAUUGGCAAGAAGCAAGUGAAGCCGGCGCCGGUGGACAAGUGCGCCAAGAAGAAGAGGAAGCUGAUCGUCGAUUGUCCGGACGAGAAGGAGGACAAGUGCGCGACGUCGUUGGAGAGGGCGGCGGCGGGAAUGCAGUGCGAGGGUUGUCGCGACGGCGGCGACGAAAGAGACAAGCAUUGCCCGCCGAUCGAUAACUCGCUCUGCGACGAUAAGCCGCAAAAGUGCGUCAAGAUUAAGAAGAAGCCGAAGAUCUGUCCGACGGAUCUGAUCAAGAAGCCCGGGUACUCGCCGAACGAGCAGAACAAGAAAAAUAAGAAGAAGAAGAAGAAGAACGUUCCGGUCAAGAAGGCUUCGAAUGCGCCCUCGUUCGUCACGGCCGUAGAGUAUCCAGCUAUGCCGCAGCCUCCGCGCAUCCAUUAUUAAUGAUGAUCACACACACACCACAAAUAUCCUACACAUUCAACAUAUCCUACACAGCUAUAAAAUAUGUCCGUCAUCCUCAGUCGAAUAAAAUCGGGAAUAUGUCACACAUUAAACUUGAGAUUUUACGCUCCAAUUUAGCCUCGGGAGGAUUUCACGGUGUCGUAGCGCGACAAGUUAUAAUUAAAUUAAGAACGAGUGCGCGAAAAGAAAGGUAAAAUCAGACUGCAUAGAAAGAACACGUUAAAUUGUCGCUUUUCGUUUGGUGUGAACGUUGAUGGUUUUUGGUGCUUUGGACAGGAGGAUUGGAAUGAUUUUGCUAUGGAAACGUUCAUAUAGUUAUUCAACCAUGACAACUGAAAUAACAAAAUACCUGCGAUGAUGGAAAUUCC